This is a messenger RNA of Melanotaenia boesemani (Boeseman's rainbowfish), 1824 nucleotides long. RefSeq names its product synaptogyrin 2a (gene syngr2a). Lineage: Eukaryota; Metazoa; Chordata; Actinopteri; Atheriniformes; Melanotaeniidae. The record is from RefSeq and is a predicted model, not a curated record. Gene Ontology annotation, cellular component: synaptic vesicle membrane; neuromuscular junction. Bases 113 to 787 code for a protein of 224 amino acids. The transcript is spliced from 4 exons.
GGUCUUUGAAAAGUUUUCAGGAAGUUGUUUAAAAAAUCGGAACUUCCCGAACUGUCACAGUAACAGUGUAGAAAUCGUCUUUAGUGUCAGAUAGGCUUUUUAGUGUGUGAAAAUGCAGGGCAGUGCUUAUGGUGCCUCUUUUGCCGGCGGUGCCUUUGAUAUAGGGAGCUUUGUGAAAAGGCCUCAGACUAUUUUGCGCUGCCUGAGCUGGUUAUUUUCCAUUGUGGUCUUUGCGUCCAUCACAGCAGAAGGCUAUGUCAACACAGAAAAAGGGGAUAACGCUAAGUGCAUGUUCAACGAAAACGACAGUGCUUGCAGCUUUGCGAUGGGAAUCGGAAUCCUGGCUUUCUUGGCUUGUGUUGUUUUCCUAAUCCUGGACGCCUACUUUCCAAAAAUGAGCAAUGUCAAUGAGAGAAAAUAUAUUGUCAUUGGAGAUUUGGUUUUCUCAGCUGUUUGGACAGUCCUGUGGUUCAUCUGCUUCUGCGUCCUGGCCAACCAGUGGUCCAAGACCAAAGGCACUGAUAGUAUCAGUGGCGAUGCUGCACGGGCUGUCUUGACCUUCUCCUUCUUCUCAGUCUUCAGCUGGGGUUUGUUGUCCUACUUUGCGUAUGGGAGGUAUUGCCAAGGAGUGAGUGACUCUAACCAGGAUUACACAGACCCGGCCACUGACCACACCACUCCAUACCCACCUGCCCAGUAUGCCAACAGCAGCGGCCCCAUGGGCUAUCAGCAGUCACCUUUCUCCAACCAGGAUCGCCCAGGAGAGUACCAGCCACCAUCUUACUGAAGGACUGAGAUUCAGACACGUGAAUCCAACUGUUUGUUUUUUGUUUUUUUUGUUUUUUUAAAUAAAGACGAGUGCCAAUAGUUUUCUUCACAAUUCUGGGCUAUUCUCCGCGCUCCCAUUUUUCUCCCACAGAAGUUUUUUGUACAUUUUUGGGUGCACUGAUUCUUAUUUUGCUGCAUUAUCACAUCGUUGGGUAGAUAUUUGCUGUGUUGUUUGAAUUUUCCCACAGGCGCCCUUUUUCAUGGUCGGUGAUUGUCUUGACAUAAGAGGUAAUAACGGUGCCAAUGUUGUCUCUGUAGGAGUUUCAGUAUCCAUUUUGUUUAAACUUUGAGUGGGAUUUAAAGGUUGUUAACAUAAAAAGCAAUGAUAAAACAGGUUAGGAGUUCAUUUUUUUUGGGUAACCACUUUAGCGUUUAAAAUAUGCUGAUUUUUUUUACUUUAUUUUUUAAUGUACAUGUUACGGUUCAGUAGGUUAAAGGCUUUUUCUCUUAAUAAUUUACAGCAAAUUCAGAACUAACUUUUCUGUCUUCAGCAAAUGUUUGAUCACACAGCAAACCCAUUUUUAAUUAAUGGGUUUUGUUAUAACUACUGUGUUGCUUUUUUUUAAUUAACCACUUAAAGCAGGCUUUUAUGCACUGAAAACAGUUAAUAUCUCUUUGGCCAUUAAUGUUUUGAUUCUGCUUGAGCUGUGGUUUAAUUUUUGCAGUUGUGGUGUUUUUGAUGUAGCCAGAACUAUUCAUUGUUUCUAAAGUUCAAUAUCCCUUUUUGAGGUUCACACAAAUUUUUACACAUUAUUUUCAGAAUUAUUUUGAUAUUGUGAUAAAUCUAUAUUUAUUAUCUUACAUUGUCUUAUUAAAUACAAAGGCACAUGACAAUCAAACUUUUUUCCCUCUAUAGCACUUUUUCUUGUUUUUCCUCCUUCUUGGAUUUCUAAAAUUUCACUGUUUGACUUGGCUUUAUAAUUCCUCAUUCAAGUGCCUAAUGCUGUGUCUUGUAUCAGCUGGGGUUUUUCCAAAUAAAAGCUGUUCCGGUUCCAA